AGGGAGGGCUGUCUCCACCCUUUCUGUCAAUCAGAUACUAUACAUGGGUCAAGGUAAACCCUCCUCUGAUUAUACAUUGCAAGACGGUAACAGGAAAUCAAUGUUGUUGGUAAACUCAGGUUACCCACGUGCUUCAUUCUGGGAUGACUCUUUUUUAAAUAGUCAACCACACCUAGCCACGCCUCAAGCUACCAACAUGCUUGUAAGUGAAUACAACAUAUCAGAGGCAAUUUUAGUUGAGGCCCAUAACCAGAUUGCAGAGGUACAUCAGCUACGUCCUGAAGAACUAGCACGUCCGUACACAGGCGUAAUGCAUUAUUGGAAAGGGGCAUCUCUGUACUCCUGGAAGGCCGGUGCUAACUUGGAAAUCAUUUCCAAACAAAUGAUCAAACCUUUUAAAGAUGCAAACGUGCACAUUGUUGGGAGUUGCUAUAGUAAUUCACAAUGGAUGGAGGGAGCUCUGGACUCAGUUGAAGUACUAUUAGAUAGGUAUUAUAACCAACAAAAUGAUACAUGGAUCUAAAACAAGGUGACGGCAGACGUAGACGAAGUAUCGAUUCAAGAAAACAUGAAUACUUUUCGAGAUGAGCAUAAACUUGAAAUAAAACAUUUUUUAAUUCUCGAAUAUCGGACAUUAGGCUAUUAGGGGCGAUAGUAUUUUUUAAUAAAGAGGACAGGGAAAUCAAAUUGUGUUUAUACUAACUUCUCUUUAUCGGCCCAAGACCUAUGGUUUGAACUGGAAGGGAAACAUUAGCAUUUUUGAGAUUGCUUUAAAAAGUUUACACCUUCAAUCUCUUCUUAUUCCUAAUAUUUA
Owenia fusiformis is the source of this 814-nucleotide messenger RNA. NCBI's taxonomy places the organism in Eukaryota, Metazoa, Annelida, Polychaeta, Sabellida, Oweniidae. The record is from the annotation of a GenBank genome assembly.